AUGGCUGCUGCUCGCAUCACCCCCAAGAUGGCCACCCUUACCAGGGCCGCCCGCCCCGUCUUCCGCGCUCCCGUCCAGCAGCGCGCCUUCACCGUUGCCAGCCCUGCUGCCAAGCGUGUCACUCCCUUCCAGGCCGUCAAGCGCCAGCAGCCCUCUGCCAUCCUCAGGGCCGCUCAGUUCAACAAGCAGACCGCCCGCCCCUACAGCUCCGAGAUGGCCAACGCCCUCGUCCAGGUCUCGCAGAACCUCGGCAUGGGUAACGCCGCCAUUGGUCUUGGUGGUGCCGGUAUCGGUAUCGGUGUCGUUUUCGGUGCUCUCAUCCUUGCUGUCGGCCGCAACCCCAGCAUGCGUGGCCAGCUCUUCUCCUACGCCAUUCUUGGUUUCGCCUUCGUCGAGGCCAUCGGUCUUUUCGACCUCAUGGUUGCCAUGAUGGCCAAGUUCGUGUAA
Lasiodiplodia theobromae is the source of this 447-nucleotide messenger RNA. RefSeq names its product ATP synthase. Gene Ontology annotation, molecular function: proton transmembrane transporter activity. The record is from RefSeq and is a predicted model, not a curated record. Bases 1 to 447 code for a protein of 148 amino acids. Lineage: Eukaryota; Fungi; Ascomycota; Dothideomycetes; Botryosphaeriales; Botryosphaeriaceae. Gene Ontology annotation, biological process: proton motive force-driven ATP synthesis; proton transmembrane transport. The transcript is spliced from 2 exons.